Messenger RNA from Gorilla gorilla gorilla (western lowland gorilla), 5059 nucleotides. RefSeq names its product caspase recruitment domain-containing protein 8. Gene Ontology annotation, biological process: regulation of canonical NF-kappaB signal transduction; regulation of apoptotic process. The record is from RefSeq and is a predicted model, not a curated record. Bases 633 to 2246 code for a protein of 537 amino acids. Gene Ontology annotation, molecular function: cysteine-type endopeptidase activator activity involved in apoptotic process. The transcript is spliced from 12 exons. Gene Ontology annotation, cellular component: NLRP3 inflammasome complex. NCBI's taxonomy places the organism in Eukaryota, Metazoa, Chordata, Mammalia, Primates, Hominidae.
GAGGCAGGAAAAUCGCUUGAACCUGGGAGGUGGAGCAGCCUGGUGACUAAUUACAAACUAGUGAUUUGUAUUUCACUAAUUAUCUUUUCUGUUAUCCAGAGUCUCUGAAAUGCUAUUAAUAAUAUGUAUUUUUACUAUUAUAUAAAAGUUAAUCUUCAAAAAUCACAAUAACUUAUCACUUUACAUGUACUAGAAUGGCCAUUUUUAAAAGGCCCGUAAUAACAAUUAUAGGUGAGGAUAUGGAGAAGCUGGCCCCCUCCUACACUGCUGGUGGGAAUGGAGAUUGGCGCUUUGGUAUAUGUGCUGCCGAAGCGAGCAUGGAAAUUGGCGCUUUGGAAAACAGUCUGGCAGUUCCUUGAAGGGUAAACAUAGAGUUACCAUAUGACCCAGCAACUCCACUCCUAAGUAUGUACCCAAGAGAAGGAAAUAAUCUGUCCACAUGGAAAUUCGUACCUGAAUAUUCACCGUAUCAUUUUUCAUAACAGCCCCAAAGUGGAACUCACCCAAAUGUCUAUCGUCUGCUGAAUGGACAGAGAAUAUGUGAUGUCUCCAUAUGGUGGAAUAUUAUUCAGCCAUGAAAGCAAAGGAGAGUAAAAAAGAUACAGUAAAGACAUAAAUACCACAUUUGACAAAUGGAAAAGAAGGAGUGUCCAGAAAAGAGUAGCAGCAGUGAGGAAGAGCUGCUGAGACGGGACAGUGGAUCCAGUAGGAACAUAGAUGCAUCCAAACUCAUUAGACUACAAGGACCACGGAAACUGUUGGUUGACGAUAGCAUACGGGAACUGCAAUACACAAAAACUGGAAUUUUUCUUCAGGCUGAGGCCUGUGUGACAAAUGAUACGGUAUACAGGGAGCUACCCCGUGUUUCUGAGAUCCGUUGUGACAUCUCACAUUUUUUCCAAGAAGAUGAUGAGACAGAGGCAGAGCCAUUAUUGUUCCGUGCUGUUCCUGAGUGUCAACUAUCUGGGAGGGACAUUCCCAGCGUAUCAGAAGAGCAGGAAUCUUCAGAGGGACAAGAUUCAGGAGACAUUUGCUCAGAAGAGAAUCAAAUAGUUUCCUCUUAUGCUUCUAAAGUCUGUUUUGAGAUCGAACAAGAUUAUAAAAAUCGUCAGUUUCUGGGGCCUGAAGGAAAUGUGGAUGUUGAGUUGAUUGAUAAGAGCACAAACACAUACAGCGUUUGGUUCCCCACUGCUGGCUGGUAUCUGUGGCCAGCCACAGGCCUCGGCUUCCUGGUAAGGGAUGCGGUCACAGUGACGAUUGCGUUUGGUUCCUGGAAUCAGCACCUGGCCCUGGACCUGCAGCACCAUGAACAGUGGCUGGUGGGCGGCCCCUUGUUUGAUGUCACUGCAGAGCCAGAGGAGGCUGUCGCCGAAAUCCACCUCCCCCACUUCAUCUCCCUCCAAGCAGGUGAGGUGGACGUCUCCUGGUUCCUCGUUGCCCAUUUUAAGGAUGAAGGGAUGGUCCUGGAGCAUCCAGCCCGGGUGGAGCCUUUCUAUGCCGUCCUGGAAAACCCCAGCUUCUCUCUGAUGGGCAUCCUGCUGCGGAUCGCCAGUGGGACUCGCCUCUCCAUCCCCAUCACUUCCAACACAUUGAUCUAUUAUCACCCCCACCCCGAAGAUAUUAAGUUCCACUUGUACCUUGUCCCCAGCGACGCCUUGCUAACGAAGAUGAUAGAUGAUGAGGAAGAUCGCUUCUGUGGUGUGCGUCUACAGACUUCACCCCCAGUGGAACCCCUGAACUUUGGUGCCCGUUAUAUUGUGUCUAAUUCUGCUCAUCUGGAAAUAAUACCCACGGAGUUGAAAUUGUCCUACAGGAGCCCUGGAGAAAUCCAGCACUUCUCAAAAUUCUAUGCUGGGCAGAUGAAAGAACCCAUUCAACUUGAAAUUACUGAAAAAAGACAUGAGACUUUGGUCUGGAAGACUGUGGUGAAGCCAGUGGAUAUCCAGCUUGGAGCUGCAUCAGCCCCUCCUGCCUUCUCAGGUGCAGCCUUUGUGAAGGAGAACCACCGUCAACUCCAAGCCAGGAUGGGGGACCUGAAAGGGGUGCUCGAUGAUCUCCAAGACAAUGAGGUUCUCACUGAGAAUGAGAAGGAGCUGGUGGAGCAGGCAAAGACACGGCAGAGUAAGAACGACACCCUGCUGACUAUGGUGGAGAAGAAAGGGGACCGGGCCCUGGAGCUGCUCUUCAGAAGCAUUAGUGAAAGGGACCCUUACCUCAUGUCCUAUCUUAGACAGCAGAAUUUGUAAAGUGAGUCAGUCAGAGAGUGUGGAAGAGAGAAUCCAGCAUUCUCAUUGGAAAUGAAUGAAUAGAAAUGCAUCCUUGAUUCCAGUGUCCAAAACAGAGAGGGGCUGGGUAACAUUUGCCCAUCACACAGGCUUCGGGGACAGAUACGUAACCUGGAAGAUACCCAUUGGCUGUAUCCCCAUGCCUUUCCCUCAAGAAUAUCUGAAGAAAAUAACAAUAGUGCUUUUAAUUUUUUUCUAACCAUGGCUCAAUUUGUGACUAUUCCGUCCAUUGACACAUUUCCUGAAGACCCGGGGUGAAGAAAGUCAAGGCAGUUGUGUUUAUGUAUGACAGGCUCUAGAAAGAAAAAUUCUCCUGAUUAACAUGAAAACUAGCUUUUAUGGACACUCUUUGAAGUCUCACCAUUCCACCACAAAAUGCAGGAAAGCUAACAAAGUCUCUCAGUUGAAGAUAUCCAAGGUAUUUAUUGAUGGUAUUGGUUUUAUAUAUGUUGUCCCUUUAACAUUUUGUCUAUUGCUGUUAUUACUAGAAUAAUGUAAGUACAUUAUUCUACAAGUACUCAGGAGGCGGACGUUCCAGUGAGCCCAGUUCGCACCACUGCGCUCCAGCCUGGCGACAGAGCGAGAUGUCAUCUCAAAAAAAAAAAAAAAAAAGAAAAGAAAAAGGAAAAGAAAGAAAAACCCUUGGGAAAUUACUAUGUAUCUUGUACUUUUUUUUUUUCGAGUUCACAACUUCCUUUAAUAUGUGUUAUUCUUUUUUUUAUUAUCAUACUUUAAGUCCUAGGGUACAUGUGCACAACAUGCAGGUUUGUUACAUAGGGAUACAUGUGCCAUGUUGGUUUGCUGCACCCAUCAACUCAUCAUUUACAUUAGGUAUUUCUCCUAGUGCUAUCCCUCCCCCGCCCCCUACCCCACGACAGGCCCCAGUGUGCAAUGUUCCCCCUGCCCCCAGUGUCCAAGUGUUCUCAUUGUUCAAUUUCCACCUAUGAGUAAGAACAUGCAGUGUUUGGUUUUCUGUCCUUGCGAUAGUUUGCUGAGAAUUAUGGUUUCCAGUUUUAUCUAUGUCCCUGCAAAGGACAUGAGCUCAUCCUUUUUUAUGGCUGCAUAGUAUUCCAUGGUGUAUAUGUGCCACAUUUUGUUAAUCCAGUCUAUCACUGAUGGACAUUUGGGUUGGUUCCAAGUCUUUGCUAUUGUGAAUAGUGCCACAAUAAACAUACGUGUGCAUGUAUUUUUAUAGUAGCAUGAUUUAUAAUCCUUUGGGUAUAUACCCAGUAAUGCGAUUGCUGGGUCAAAUUGUAUUUCUAGCUCUAGAUCCUUGAGGAAUCGCCACAUUGUCUUCCACAAUGGUUGAACUAAUUUACACUUCCAGCAACAGUGUAAAAGCAUUCCUAUUUCUCCACAUCCUCUCCCGCAUCUGUUGUUUACUGACUUUUUAAUGAUCACCAUUCUAACUGGCAUGAGAUGGUAUCUCAUUGUGGUUUUGAUUUGCAUUUCUCUGAUGACCAGUGAUGAGCAUUUUUUCAUGCGUCUGUUGGCUGCAUAAAUGUCUUCCUUUGAGAAGUGUCUGUUCAUAUCUUUUGCCCACUUUUUGAAGAGGUUGUUUGUUUUUUUCUUGUAAAUUUGUUUAAGUUCUUUGUAGAUUCUGGAUAUUCGCCCUUUGUCAGAUGGGCAGAUUGCAAAAAUUUUAGAAUUGUUGUUCCUAAUUUUGUGAAAAAUGACAGUGGUAGUUUGAUAGUAAAACCAUGUAAUUUGUAGAUUGUUCUGGGCAAUGUGGUCAUUUUAGUGAUAUUGAUUCUUGCAAUCCAUGAGCAUGGAAUGUUUUCUAGAUUGUUUGUGUCACAUAUGAUAUUUUCCACCAGUCUUUUAUAGUUCUUCUUGUAGAGAACUUUUCUUGGUUAAAUGUAUUUCUAGGUAUUUUGCAUGUGUGUGUGUGUGUGUGUGUGUGUGUGUGUGUGUUUGGCUAUUGAUUUGAUCCUCAGCUUGAACAUUAUUGAUAUACAGACAUGCUACUGAUUUUUGUAUGUUGAUUUUGUAUCGAAAACUCUACUGAAGUCAUUUUCAGGUCUAGGACUCUUUUGGAGGAAUCUUUAGAGUUAUCUAGGUAUAAGAUUAUGUUGUUAUUCAACAUAAAUCAUUUUAAUUCUCCUUUUCUUGUUGCAUACCCUUUAUUUCUCUCUCUUGCCUGAUUACUCGGGCUAGGACUUCCAAUAUAGUGCUGAAUAGGAGUGGUGAGAGUGUACAUCCUUUUCUUGUUCCAGUUAUUGGAAAAUGGUUUCAGUUUUUCUUCAUUCAGUAUGAUGUUGAUGGUGGGUUUUCUUUUUUCCUUUGUUUUGUUUUUGAGACGGAGUCCUACUCUGUCACCCAGGCUGGAGUGCAGUGGUGCAAUCUCAGCUCACUGCAACGUCUGCCUCCCAGGUUCAAGCAAUUAUACUGCCUCAGGCUCCUGAGUAGCUGGAAUUACAGGCGCGCACCACCACACUUGGCUGAUUUUCGUAUUUUUAGUAGAGAUGGGAUUUCACCAUGUUGGCCAGGCUGGUCUCAAACUCCCCACCUCAAGCGAUCUGCCCUCCUUGGCCUUGUAUCUGUGUUCAUCAGUAAUGCUGGCCUGUAGUUUUUUUUCAUGUGUUCUUGUCAGAUUUUGGUAGUGGGGUGACACUGAUUUCAUAGUAAUAGUUGAGGAAUUCUUCCUCAAUUUUUUGGAACAGUUUCAGUAAGAUUGGUAUCAGCUUUCUUUGUACAUUGGCAAAAUUUGGCCAUGAAUCUGUCUGGUCCAGUGCUUUUUUUGAUUGGUAGUUGUUUUUUUUUUUUUAUUACUG